Molecule: messenger RNA, 1930 nt
Organism: Procambarus clarkii (red swamp crayfish)
Lineage: Eukaryota; Metazoa; Arthropoda; Malacostraca; Decapoda; Cambaridae
Source: RefSeq, a predicted model, not a curated record
UAAAGCGUCAUGGCAACCGGAGGAGGUACCGUAGGCUGGGGCGUCGACACCCCAUUCUCUGGUUAGUGUGGGCGAUUCGCAUCUCCUGUACGCACAUCAAUGGUCUUUUGCACCGGCCCACUUUCAGACAGUGAUAUGACACCAGUUCGAACAAAUCGCGCGUGGCUGAGAAACUUACAGCAUUGGAAUCCUGCCAUCAUAUUUGACUGAAGCACAUGGAAACACUAUCAGCAGUAAAACAUCAAACUGAAAGGCUUACGCCAACAACCAAAUUCUAUUUUGCCUCAUUACAUUCUAAAGAAACUCGUGCAAGAAACAGCGUGUACAGUUAACAGUAGGCCCAUCAGGCAGCCUUCAAUCUGCAAACGCAGAAGCCAUGGCUACUGUUGCAGGACUGGAUGGGGUGCUGGGCUACCUCGGUAUCCCACACCCUUGUGUCACUGUCCAUCUCCUCCUCACACUAGGAAUGUUAGUGUUAGGCUUGGGGUCACCGGAGAUAUCAACACUGCUCCCCAUUCCUCUAUACAGCUGCUGGGGUGGCCUCACUCCAAAAAACCUAUAUAGGGUGUGCAAGAAUGUGGAGCUGCUACCAGAAACACUCAUUGAUGAUAAUCGUACGAUACUAGAGUGUACUUAUCAGAAAUGGCAGCCGUUCUCCUUCCCUGGCAAUGUAUUGGUGGGGAUGAGAGUAGCGAUAGUGCUGAUAGCAGGACUGUGUAUGGACAUAUUUGGGAGGCGGAGAUCAGCUGUGGCUUGGAUGGGCCUGUAUUUUGUAGUGUCAUUUGCCCGAGCUUUUCCUCCCAAUGCGGAAUCUGUGGUGUUCUGCGUCACCUUGGAAGGAGCUGCUGCCCAGGCCACCAGUAUUGCCCUACUAAUGCUGGCUACAGAGGGCAGUACACAGACAGAGUGUGUGCGGUCAGUAUGCCUGAUGUUACUGGGCCAUGCUAUUGGAGUUGGAGCUGGGACCCCUCUAAUUAGGACAUUUAUACCAUCUGAUGUUUAUUCACAGAUGGCUCGGAGCCUGCCAUCUUUGGCUUUUGUAAUAUUUAUCAUAAUGUUGCCAGAAAGUGCACGGUGGUCGGUGUGUCGAGGUCGUAUCCAUGAAGCCACUAUAAUAUUAAAGAAGUCACAUCAUAUGUCCUUUGACCCUACUAUGAAGAACAAGCUAUCAGCUCUUCAUAAAGAGCACAAGCAAUCACUAGCCCAAUAUAAUUGUUCUGGGCAUGCUUUACGAGAGAGCUUGCAACCUCUGGUGAAGUCUGGACGACUCUUCCUAGUGUUUUUUGUGUUUCUUAUAUGCGGUUUAGCACUUGGAUGUGCUGCUAGUGCCCGCCACCUUUUUGAUCCUACUCCCUACAACAGUUUUGAAGAUCGACAAGUGGCAUUUGGAGCAGUUGAAUUCAUAUCGUUGUUACUCAUGGGACUGAUAGUUACACGUCUCCAUGUUAAGUGGGUUUUAGUCUCACUUAUGUCAAUUCUCUCUGUUGCUCUACUUUUAACUCCAGUACUUAAACAAGCUUCACUAGACACUUGUGGAGGAUUUGUCUUCUUCUCCUGCCUUGGUCAUACCUCUGUCGUCCUUGCCAGUGUGUGGAUGAGUGUUGGAGUUAUACGCCUUACUCCCACACACUCCAGAGGACUUGUCCUUGGCUCAACAUUUUGCAUGGCAACACUUGGUCAUGCUCUUGUACAUCUGGAUCUAGUGUCAAUAUUUCUUUCAUAUGGGUUGUACUUAGACGAGUAUGCGGAGCUGGGUAUAUGGGCAAUAGUAACAUUUGUGGCUGGCUUGUUGGCGCUUCUGCUACCAAAGACUCCUUCAAGCUUACCUGACACCCUUUCGCAUAUUAUGCUGAAGCCAGUUCGACAAGGUAAAACAACUGCUGUUAACAGAUGUAAUCAUCACAAGAACAGCAUUAAUACAAACAUGUAA